Molecule: messenger RNA, 1163 nt
Organism: Lymnaea stagnalis (great pond snail)
Lineage: Eukaryota; Metazoa; Mollusca; Gastropoda; Lymnaeidae
Source: the annotation of a GenBank genome assembly
CCUCAUCUGCAACCAGCUUCAAGGAGUUCGCCUGGUGGAUGUUCCCAAUCAGAGGGUGGUCAUGUUUUUCCAACUGCCCAGUGCAGCAUCACACGUUCAAACACUUGCCUGGGUGAAAAAUGCACCAGGGAUGUUUAUCACUGGAGGUUAGAGUGCUAUAUUAUAAUUAAACAUUAAAAUGGUAGAGAAGAUUUGUAUCAAUUAACAGAACUAAAAUUUGACCGGUGGUCCUAAAUAUGAUGAGAGGGGGGGUUAGGGCAAAAUGUUUAAAAAAGGUUGGAAAUUACAGUUUUUGCAAUUACUAGUUGUUAAAGUGGACUAACGGACCGACCGUCCUGAUAAACACUAGAUCAAACAGUGUGCAUGCGCGGAGACUGUAGUGAGAAAGAGUGUGUGAAUGAACAAUGUGUUCCGGAAGCAAGCAGAAAGUCAACAUUAUUGAGAACUUGUAUUUAUGUAUAUUUAUGUUAAUGUUUAUUGUUGGAUAUAAAAACAUAUAAAACAUAACAAUAGUUUUAAUUCAUAAUGUUAAUUGUGCACACCCUUUUCUCUUUUAAAAUUGCUACUGUAAAAAGCCUAAAACAUGAAAUGUUAAUGCAGGAUUUCUAAAGCAUAUAUAUUCAUUAACAGGUCACUUAGGGUUAUUAUUUCCCUUAUAACAGCAGUUCUCAACCUGUGGGGCGCGACCCCUUUGGGGGGGGUCAAACGUCCUUUUCCCAGGGGUCGCCUAAGACCAUCGGAAAACAAGUAUGCUUUGCAGUUAUAAAGUAGCAACGAAAAUAAUUUUGUGGUUGGGGGUCGCCACAACAUGAGGAAAUGUAUUAAAGGGUUGCGGCAUUAGAAAGGUUGAGAACCACUGUCUUAUAAGAUAGUUUUCCAGAACACCAUUUACAAAAAAAAUGCUCAGCUUUUAAUAGUAAUGAGUUAACGGGAAUAUUAAGGUAGAAAAUACUAAAGUUGUCAACACCAAUUUUUCUAUGUUGUGUUGAGUGUGACUAAGGCAAAACUUUUCUUCAUCUUUUAUUUCAUAUUAGAUAUAAAGGGAGGAAUUUUGAGAGUCUGGAGUGUGUCCAACAGUACUCCCUUGGAAAAUAUCAAAAUCAAAGCUACUGGUUUCCACCAUCUUGAUGUACUUAGCCACAGUAAGAAUACAGAAAUACAAA